This is a messenger RNA of Cladophialophora psammophila CBS 110553, 411 nucleotides long. RefSeq lists its product as uncharacterized. The transcript has a single exon. The record is from RefSeq and is a predicted model, not a curated record. Bases 226 to 411 code for a protein of 61 amino acids. Gene Ontology annotation, molecular function: protein dimerization activity. Lineage: Eukaryota; Fungi; Ascomycota; Eurotiomycetes; Chaetothyriales; Herpotrichiellaceae.
CUUGCUCAAGGAGAGCCCGCAGCACAAUCUUCGUACCAUUCUCUGGCUGUCAAGUCAAACUAUGGAUGCAUUAAGGAAGGAAGUCACUCCCAUCAUGGCCUCAACUAUUCAGAAUCGUUUGUCUCCAACACAUUUUCGAAACAAAGGACGCAUGUGAUAAACGAACGGAAUCGUAGAAACCGGCUUUCGCGAGCCAUUCAAGCCCUCCAAGGUGUAGUGCCACAAAUGGAUUCAGUCGACAGGCAGAAGAGAGGGCCAUCUAGAGCGAUUACGGUGGAAAAGGCAGUCGAUUACAUUAUUGCACUUCAGCAGGAGGUGGAUCGACUCCGCAAAGAAUCCUCAACUGCAGCUCAAGAUGUUAGAGUUCUCUUCGACCGAAAUUCAUCAUCAAACAAUACCACCAGCAGUUGA